AUGUCUGGGUCUUUUUGGAAGCUAAGUAAUGGCAUCACGUCUUUGUCCAACAUAUCUACCAUUCUCGAAAACUUCGACAUCAACCAUGAUGUGAAAGAUACUGCCACUGUUACCGAAACCCUUGUUAAGUUAUUGGAAGAGAGCGAUUUGCUCCAGGAGUUGAUGUCUAACAACUCUCAGCUCUUGGAGUUCUUGCGUAAUGACGUGGUUAUCAACAUGCUCGUGGACUUAUUGAUCUCAGAGAACGAUCCCCUGCCCAAUAUCGAGGAGUCUUUCGAGAGACUCAGUUUGACCAACGACAAGUCUGCCGACGAUAAUCGUGGCGCAGACGACUCUGUCGGAAUUGAUCGCAGCAUCUCCGAAGAAGAGGAUGAAAAGGAUGAUGAUUCCGCCGAAACGCCAGAAGCAAGGCGUACUCGCCAUGCGGCAUUGGCAUCCGAAAUUUUGAGCGCAGAUGUCUGGUCCUUGACCGACACUGUGAUGGAAUCUACGAGCAAUUUGAACAAGUUGUGGUCGAUUCUCGACCUUGAGGCGCCAUUGACUAUCAAUUUGGCUACUUACUUUAUGAAAAUCAUGGAGCAUUUACUAGACAUGAAAUGUGAGGAGAUGAUCUCAUAUUUGAUAGAUAAUCAACCGACCUUAGUGGAAAAAUUCAUGAAGCAUUUAGCAAACCCUCCUUUGAUGGACUUUUUGUUGAAGCUUAUCUCCACCGAUAAACCUGACAACUCCACUGGCAUUAUCGACUUUCUUCAGGAUCAAUCAUUGAUUUCCUAUCUCAUAGAUGCUCUUGAUAUUUCUGAAGCACCUGCAGAAGAGCAGGAGGAAUAUCUUGUUAAGCAGUCGUCUGCAGCAGACUUCCUUAAAGCCCUCAUCACUAUCUCCGCAAAUUCCACCACCGACAACUCGACUAUUGGCCCUAAUGAGUUGACGAGAGAAUUGGUUUCGAAAGAAAUGAUGACUCGCUUGUGUAAUACCAUGUUAAAGGGUGGCUACGCUCUUGGCAAUGGUGUGGGUAUCAUUAUCGAGAUCAUCAGAAAAAACAACUCAGAUUACGAUAUCUUGCCUGUUCUUUAUAUCACUUUGGAGAGCCAUCCUCCAACUGGCCGUGAUCCAAUCUACUUGGGCCACUUGUUGGAGGUGUUUGGUAGUAAGAUUCAGGCUUUCAACAUGUUGUUAAUGUCCACAGGAGAAGAGGCUAAGUUGAAGACCACCUUCGGAGAAAUUGAACCGUUGGGGUUCGAAAGAUUCAAAAUUUGCGAGUUGAUCGCCGAACUCUUGCACUGCUCGAACAUGGCUUUACUUAAUGACAACAAAGGCUAUGAUGCCGUGUCGAUAAGAGAUGAUCUCAGACAGAAGUUGAAGGAGAUCGAUGGUGUUGGCUUCAAGUACAACGAGGUUAUCGAUGUUUCAGAAGAAUUAUUGAAACCAUUUCUCGAGAAAGAGAGAGAGUUGUCCAAAAAGUUUGACAACGAAGUAAAGCCAAACCCUGAACAAGAUGACGAUUAUAAUGACACUAUCGACUCUUUCAAUUCUAAAUUGCAGGAACAAUCCAACUUUCCCGAAGGAGAUGAUGAAGAACCACAUGCUAAUGCUAACUUGACAGAAGAACAGAUCAGAGGUAAGCCCGUGGUGGGAGAUUACUUGAAAAUUGCUUUGUAUGAUACUCAGAUUGUUUCCAAUAUUUUGUCUAUGUUCUUCAAGUUCCCAUGGAAUAAUUUCCUCCACAACGUUGUCUUCGAUAUCGUACAACAAGUCUUGAAUGGGUCUAUGGAUAUCGGUUUCAACAAGUUUUUAGCUAUCGAUAUCUUCCAUUCCGGUGAUAUUACUUUCAAGAUCACCGAAGGUCAAAGGCUCUGUAAUGAAUACGAGCUUCAGAACUACGGCUUGAGAUUGGGCUACAUGGGUCACUUGACAUUAAUCGCUGAGGAAGUUGUCAAGUUUAUUCAAUUAUACCCUGUUAGUACCGUGAGUCAUCUCAUUGAUGAGAAAGUCGAAGGUGAAGUGUGGGAAAACUACGUCAGCGUUGUUUUGUACGACACAAGAAAGAAGUAUAAUGCUAUCUUGGGAGGUAGUGACAUUGAUGACGAUGAAGGCUCGAACACUUUUGAUGAAAGCGGAAGUGAGUUAAUGGAAGAGGGUGAUAUCGAUUCCGGACUUGCCCUUGAUGCAGACAUUGAUCAUGAUUUGAUUGAGUACGAGCAAGAGACCAAGGAAGAAGAGUUCCGCGAAGACGUGGACAUUGAUCAUGAAGAUGACGAUGUGGAGGAGGAGGAGGAGGAAGACGAAGAGGAACGGACAAAGGAGGCGCGCUUCAAUUCAAGUGACGACUCAGAGUCCGAAGAUGAUGACGACCACUUCUCAAGUUACAUGUCACUGCAGCUAACUAAUUCCGGAACUGGCGGAUUUGCUACUUCCCUUCACAACAAAGCCAAGGAGUUUGGUGAGCAAGAAAGUCACAGCUACCAAACAAACGACUACCUUUUGAGUAGUGGAGAUGAUGAUGACGAUUACAUUGAUCCUAAUGAUGACGGCAUGUCGUACAAGAAGGCUAAUCCUUUGUACGACUCACAUGGCAUUUUAAUGAAUGACCUGCUUCGGUACUCCAACGAUGACCAUCUUCUGAGCGAAGAUUCAUCGAGCAGCUCAGACAGCGACGAUGAUAUCGAAGAUGAGCUAGUGGAGGAGAAGACCAACAAGUUAACUCGUGCCGCGAGCAAGGGCUGA
Messenger RNA from Sungouiella intermedia, 2724 nucleotides. NCBI's taxonomy places the organism in Eukaryota, Fungi, Ascomycota, Pichiomycetes, Serinales, Metschnikowiaceae. The record is from the annotation of a GenBank genome assembly.